CGGGCCGCCUGGGCCCCGCCCCCAGAGGUCGGCUGGCUCCUGGGGCCGCGCUGAGGUGCCUUCGCCGCGUCUAGUUGCCGUUGCCCUUGCCGCCGCCGCCGCCUGUGCACCAUGGCUUUCGUAACCAGGCAGUUCGUCCGUGCCGUGUCCUCUUCGUCUACCGCCUCGGCCUCGGCGAAGAAAAUCGUUAUCAAGCACGUGACGGUCAUCGGCGGCGGGCUGAUGGGCGCCGGCAUCGCCCAGGUCGCUGCCGCAACUGGCCACACAGUCGUGUUGGUGGACCAGACAGAGGACAUCCUGACAAAAUCCAAAAAGGGAAUUGAGGAAAGCCUCAGGAAAGUAGCCAAGAAGAAGUUUGCAGAAAACCCCAAGGCUGGCGAGGAAUUUGUGGAGAAAACCCUGAGCAGCGUAUCGAUCAGCACAGACGCGGCAUCUGUAGUCCACAGCACGGACCUGGUGGUGGAGGCCAUCGUGGAGAACCUGAAGGUGAAGAACGAGCUCUUCAAGAGGCUGGACAAGUUUGCCGCUGAACACACAGUCUUUGCCAGCAACACUUCCUCUUUGCAGAUCACGAACAUAGCCAAUGCCACCACCAGACAGGACCGAUUCGCCGGGCUCCAUUUCUUCAACCCAGUGCCCUUGAUGAAGCUCGUGGAGGUCAUUAAAACACCAAUGACCAGCCAGAAGACGUUUGAAUCUCUGAUAGACUUCAGCAAAACCCUUGGAAAGCAUCCUGUUUCUUGCAAGGACACACCUGGGUUUAUUGUAAACCGCCUGCUGGUGCCAUACCUCAUGGAAGCAGUCCGGCUGUACGAACGAGGUGACGCAUCCAAGGAAGACAUCGACGUAGCUAUGAAAUUGGGAGCUGGAUACCCGAUGGGCCCAUUUGAGCUUCUCGAUUACGUUGGGCUGGAUACUACGAAGUUCAUCAUGGACGGGUGGCAUGAACUGGAUGCACAGAAUCCCUUGUUUCAGCCCAGCGCAUCCAUGAAUAAGCUGGUGGCAGAGAAGAAGCUUGGCAAGAAGACUGGGGAAGGAUUUUACAAAUACAAAUGAUGCGUAGCUUCUCUGGCUCUGGGAAGAAACCUGUAAGCUCCUACCAGCAGCUGCCCAAGUGCCCGCAGGAAUGCUCUUGGGUCAGACGUUCCCUCACACAGCACAGUCUGUUCCAUGUGCGUUUUGAUUGUAA
This is a messenger RNA of Rhinolophus ferrumequinum (greater horseshoe bat), 1189 nucleotides long. It is a transcript of the gene HADH, whose product is annotated as hydroxyacyl-CoA dehydrogenase. Gene Ontology annotation, molecular function: NAD+ binding; (3S)-3-hydroxyacyl-CoA dehydrogenase (NAD+) activity. The record is from RefSeq and is a predicted model, not a curated record. Bases 112 to 1056 code for a protein of 314 amino acids. Gene Ontology annotation, cellular component: mitochondrion. Gene Ontology annotation, biological process: fatty acid beta-oxidation. The transcript is spliced from 8 exons. Lineage: Eukaryota; Metazoa; Chordata; Mammalia; Chiroptera; Rhinolophidae.